UGAAUUCCAUAUUUGGCUUUUCCUCUUGUUUGCUGUUUAUCUGUGACACCCCAAAUGUAAUUUUAAUUAUCCUUUUCUAAAUUCAUUAACAGAUUUCUCUGCAAUGUAACAGAGAGUUUGUCUCGUCUGCAUGCUGUGACAUCAGAGUGAGUGACAUGCUGUUAAUAAGUUAUCAAAAUCCUGCUAUUUUAGGUCUGAGGGGAAGUUGCAGCACUCUUGUUGAGCAUUAAUCAUAGGCAGCAGCGCAAGGUGAAAGGUAGAAGGUGAUAUUCACUGUACUGUAUCACAAGUGUCUUCUCACUAUCUGUGGUUUCUCCAGACAUUUCUUUUUGUUUGUUUGGUUGACUCACAAAUAAAUCCAUAGAUGAGAUUUAAACAAACAUUUUGUAAUUUGAUUGUUGGACUUCCUGCCCAUCACAGGAUACAUAUGCUAACUCAAAAUAUGCGCAUACAAACACAGAGCAACGAAUGCCUACCUGUGCAUACAGUUGCUUUGAUUAUAAAAUGCAAUCACUGAUGUCAUGAUACUUACUACAUCCAAAACUGUCUGCCCCCUCCAUCUCCAUCAUGUAUGACUCUGAGUCACAGUGACGUGUACAGGAUGAGGGGGGGGGGACGCCAUAAUAGACCAUUGGCCACUCGUUGAUGUUAAAGGCCAAACUCCUCCCUACAGAAUAUAACAGUCCACAACACAUUAACUAUCAAUCACAGCAUAUCCAUUGAACUUACUGGUGCAGAGCACAGCUACAUUUGAACAAGCCUAACUAGCCAGGGAACCAUUAAUAGAUCUCAGGUCUCACCAGCAACAUACUGUAAUUGGCCGUCACACGGUUGCGUGGAAGUGUCCUCUUUGCAAGGCUGAGCAGCAUGCUUCAGGAGAUCCUGGCCUUUGUUUUAAGCACCUCGGGGUGGGUGCUGGUGUCUUCCACCUUGCCGACGGACUACUGGAAGGUGUCUUCGCUUGAUGGGACGGUCAUCACCACAGCUACCUACUGGUCCAAUCUGUGGAAGACCUGCGUCACGGAUUCAACCGGAGUCUCCAACUGCAAAGACUUUCCCUCGAUGCUGGCAUUGAAGGGUUACAUCCAGGCAUGCAGGGCACUGAUGAUUACAGCCAUCUGUCUGGGCUUUUUUGGUUCGAUUUCUGCUCUCAUUGGAAUGAAAUGCACCAAAAUCGGAGGAAGUGACAGAACCAAAGCCAGGAUUGUCUGCAUUGCUGGUGUGGAAUUCCUACUUAGUGGCAUCUGCUCACUCUCAGCAUGCUCCCUCUACGCACACCAGAUAACAGCGGAGUUUUUCGACCCAACAUAUGUGGCACAGAAGUAUGAACUGGGAGCUGCGCUCUUUAUCGGCUGGGCAGGUUCCAUCCUCUGUAUCCUCGGAGGCACCAUACUCUGCUUCUCCAUCGCAGGUUCCUCCAGCGAAAGCCACAGUCAGGCAAAGUAUAUCUACAAAGGUGCUGCCUCACAUUCCCAUAUCUCCUCUUUCCCGAGAGGGCAGGCUCAGUCUGUCAACCAGAGGCCGCCUCCAGACUACAGCAACUCCUCCAGGAUGCAGCACUUUGAUAAGAAUGCUUAUGUGUGAGGGAUGUGAAUAUAAAACACUUUUAGUCAAAGCCACUGGUGAGUCUUAAAAGCUCUACUAAGUGUUAAAGAUACAGCGUGCCAGAUGAAACGUGCUUGGUUCUGUCUAAAAGCGACAGAAUUUGCUGUUAUUAAUUUGUGACUCACCGAGAAUAUUUAAGCGUUUCAUCCAGGUGUCCAAAUUUGAAGUUGUGUAAUGCAGUUUACUCUCUGAUAUUGGGGAAUUUCUAUUUUCUAUACCGCAGACAACAUCUGUAUUUGGCCGUUGUACAUAUAACUGUGCAUUUAAUGAUAGGAUUAGUAUUGUAAUUAAACAGCAAUAUCAUAAACACUUGGUUUCUGGAUCCUUGUAAUCUAAUUUUUGCAUCAUUUUCUAUUUUUUUUAUAUGGUAGUGUGAAAUGUUGUGUAAGACAUUUUCUUUGUUGGUUGUAUUCUUUAACACAAGUAACCUGAACAUGUUGUUAAUCUGUAAUGACAGUACUUAAAACUGUGUCCAACACAGAUGCUCUUGUUUUCCAUUGCAUAACCAUUAACUACUUUGGAAUGCUCAAACUUGUAUGUAAGGCUCUGUUUUUUAAGAGGAGUGUAUGAGUAGAAAUAAAACAGAUAAAACUGA
Messenger RNA from Epinephelus fuscoguttatus (brown-marbled grouper), 2200 nucleotides. RefSeq names its product claudin-10-like. Gene Ontology annotation, cellular component: bicellular tight junction; plasma membrane. The transcript is spliced from 5 exons. The record is from RefSeq and is a predicted model, not a curated record. NCBI's taxonomy places the organism in Eukaryota, Metazoa, Chordata, Actinopteri, Perciformes, Serranidae. Gene Ontology annotation, molecular function: structural molecule activity. The coding region runs from base 868 to 1584 and encodes 238 amino acids. Gene Ontology annotation, biological process: bicellular tight junction assembly; cell adhesion.